This is a messenger RNA of Podospora pseudopauciseta, 2381 nucleotides long. It is a transcript of the gene GUP1, whose product is annotated as glycerol transporter. NCBI's taxonomy places the organism in Eukaryota, Fungi, Ascomycota, Sordariomycetes, Sordariales, Podosporaceae. The record is from RefSeq and is a predicted model, not a curated record. Gene Ontology annotation, cellular component: endoplasmic reticulum. Bases 280 to 2187 code for a protein of 635 amino acids. The transcript is spliced from 4 exons. Gene Ontology annotation, biological process: GPI anchor biosynthetic process.
CCACGCCCCUGUGAACAGACACGGAGCUGGGCAACUCGAGACGAAUGUCCUUUCUGACCACCAUUUCUCGACACUUUUUACCUUAACCGACUACAGCCACUCUUUUUUCUUUUGAAAAAUCCAUCAAUCUUCUUCAGCACAGUCGUUUACUUUAGUUGCCAUUGGCAUUUUACGCCUUUGAGAUUCCGAAUCAAAGGGCGGAAAUGAUAUAACCACCACCUCCAUCCCCCAUCACCACUCGACGACAACAAACGAUCCCCUCCAACCGUGACCGCAACCAUGGCGCCGAACGGCGGCACCGGCAGCGGCACCGGCCCGCUGGCCCUCCUCCGAAACAUCUACACCCUCGACACCCUCGACACCCGCUUCACCACCCCCUCGGGCGUCCCCUACCGCCCCCUCGAAGCCCGUUCCCCCGAUAAACGACGGGACUCAACCUCCCCCAAACCCCCCACCAAUGGAGCCUCACCCCCCAAGUGGAAAACCCCCGAAUUCUACCUCUACUACCUCGUCUUCCUCCUCGCCGUCCCCUCCAUGUUCUACGUCGCCUACUCCGUCUCCCGCCCCUCAGACCCCCGCUACCCCAAGUUCGAGCGUUUUCUGUCAGAAGGCUGGAUCCCAGGCCGCAAAAUCGACAAUUCAGACGCUCAAUACAGAACAUUCAGGCGGAACCUCCCUGCCAUGGCUGCAUUGUUACUUUUCCACCCUUUACUCAGGAGAGUGUACAACAUGGUCACCACAAGGGGUGACGUAAAAGAAAACAGUGCCGAAGGGGUGGAAAUGCGGUUUCGUCAGCGUACAUCGUUUGAUUUUGUGUUUGCGCUGGUUUUUUUGGUGAUUUUGCAUGGUUUCUCGGCGAUCAAGGUGUUGGUGAUACUGGCGGGGAAUUAUGCGAUUGCGAAGGGGUUGCCGCGGAGGUAUGUGCCGGUUGGGACGUGGGUUUUUAAUAUAUGUACCUUGUUUGCAAAUGAAGUUUGUUCAGGGUAUAGGUUUGGGUAUGUUGCCCGACUGGUGACGGGCACGUUGGGGAUUGACAGGAAGAAUAUGGUUGUUGACCUGCCGGCGGUGGUGAGGUUGGGGGAGUGGAUGGAUGGGUUUGGGGGGUUGAUGGGGAGGUGGGAGAUUUUGUUUAAUAUCACGGUUUUGAGGCUGGUUAGUUUUAGUUUGGAUUAUUACUGGAGUUUGGAUGGUAGGAUUACGGCGGGGGGGGUGGUUGAGAAGAAGAACCUCGACCUGUCCAACCUCUCUGAGCGAGACCGGAUUGCCCUGCCGGCUCAAAAGGGUGAUUACAGCUUCAGAAACUAUGUCGGGUAUGCGGUUUAUGCGCCGCUGUAUCUGACGGGUCCGAUUAUUACGUUCAACGAUUACAUCUCGCAGUCGCGGUACCGAUCAGCGACGAUUUCUUCGGCACGAACGUGGAAGUAUGCGGUUCGGUUUCUGCUGGUGCUGCUCUGCAUGGAGCUGGUGCUUCACUACGACUAUGUCGGCGCGAUAAGCAAGUCACGCCCUGAAUGGUCGACUUACACGCCCGCUCAGAUCUCUCUGUUGUCAUACUUCAACCUGCACAUCGUCUGGCUUAAGCUCCUCCUUCCCUGGAGAUUCUUUCGACUCUGGUCGUUGGUUGAUGGGAUUGAUCCACCGGAGAACAUGCUGAGGUGCAUGUCGAAUAAUUAUUCGGCCUUGUCGUUUUGGCGGGGGUGGCAUAGGAGUUAUUAUCGGUGGCUGCUGCGGUAUAUUUAUAUUCCGCUGGGGGGGUCAAGCUUCAGGUCUUUGGGGCAGGGGGUGAGAACGGUGGUGACGUAUUUGGUUGUUUUUACGUUUGUGGCGCUGUGGCAUGACAUCAAGCUGAAUUUGCUGAUUUGGGGGUGGUUGGUGGUGUUGUUUUUUAUACCGGAGAUUGUGGCGGGACUGCUGGUGAGGAAGGAAGAUUUUAAAGGAAGGGAGAGGACUUAUAGGUGGCUUUGUGGGUUGGGGGGGGUGGGCAAUGUGCUGAUGAUGAUUUCGGCGAAUUUGGUGGGGUUUGCGGUUGGGUUGGAUGGGCUCAAGGCGAUUAUCAGUGGGGUUUUUAGGGAUUAUUCUGGACUGGUGUUUUUGGUCACGGCGUGUACGGCGCUGUUUGUGGGGAUACAGGUCAUGUUUGAGAUUAGGCAGGGGGAGCUGAGACGGGGGAUCAACUUGAAGUGUUGAUUGAGGACGCGUCACAAGGGGGUGGGUCGUUCAAAAGUAUAGCGUUGUUGUAAUUCCCGGAUGAGGUUUUGGUUUGUGUAUACAAAGCUGGUCUUGAAUUGGAGGCUGUAAGAUAUUGACAUAUUUGACUUGGACAGGUGCCAGUUUGAAUGCUCACCGAGCGUGGGAAACUACGACCUUGUGAUAUCGUACAA